Molecule: messenger RNA, 5120 nt
Organism: Harpia harpyja (harpy eagle)
Lineage: Eukaryota; Metazoa; Chordata; Aves; Accipitriformes; Accipitridae
Gene: FTO
Product: FTO alpha-ketoglutarate dependent dioxygenase
Exons: 10
Coding region: 26-1693 (555 amino acids)
Biological process (GO): DNA alkylation repair; RNA repair; regulation of multicellular organism growth
Molecular function (GO): ferrous iron binding; broad specificity oxidative DNA demethylase activity; mRNA N6-methyladenosine dioxygenase activity
Source: RefSeq, a predicted model, not a curated record
CCGGCCGGCCGGCCGAGGCGGCAGCAUGAAGAGGAGAGCGGGGGAGCGGGAGAAAGAAUUGAAGAAAAAAAAGCUUCUUGAAGAGCUUGGAGAGAAUAGACUUCCAUAUAUGACACCAGCCGAUGCUGAUUUCCAUCAGUUGUGGAAGACCAAAUAUUCCAAGCUGAUUUUCAGAAAAUCUGAUACAAUACCUGAAGAGCUCCAUCAAAUGGUACAAGAAGGCUUUCUGACCUUGCGAAAACACGAUUGUUUCUUUCAAGAUCUUGUAAGGAUCAAAGGAAAAGAUUUUGUUACCCCAGUGUCUCGUAUAUUAAUUGGAAACCCAGGAUGCACUUACAAGUACUUGAACACAAGAUUAUUUACAGUUCCUUGGCCUACUGAAGGUUAUGAUAUAAAAUAUUGCAGUCCUCGAGUACAUGAUGCUUGUAAAGCAUUAAUCGGACUUAAUGACUACUUGCAUAUUGAAGCAGUCAAGGCAUUACAAGGACAAAAUCUGUUUGAGAGCAAAGAAAUUAAAGAUAGUACUGUAAUAGGUAGGGAGCAAAAUUUUGCUACUUCUUUUAUGGAGAAAGGGUCUGUUUCGAAAGAUCAAAGCAGUUGUGUAUCAGAGGAUGACUACAUAAGUCUAAAGAACAGAACAUCUUAUAACUUGACUUUAUUAAAUUAUAUGGAUCCACUACAAAUGCUGUACUUGAAACAAGAACCUUAUUUUGGAAUGGGGAACAUGGCAGUGAGCUGGCACCAUGACGAGAAUCUGGUUGAAAGGUCAACGGUUGCUGUGUACAGUUAUAGCUGUGAAGGUUCAGCUGUGGAAGAAAGUAAUGAACAAAAACUGAAGGGAAGAGACCCAGCCGUUUGGCAUGUAGGCUUGAAGGUAGCAUGGGACAUAGAGACACCUGGAUUAGCAAUACCACUUCACCAAGGAGACUUCUACUUGAUGCUUGAUGAUCUCAAUAUGACACAUCAGCACUGUGUCCUGGCUGGUUUUUCACCUCGAUUCAGCUCAACUCACAGAGUGGCAGAUUGUUCAAGAGGAACACUGGAAUACAUAUUUGGACAAUGUGAACUGGCACUCCAGAAUUUACAGACUGAUUCUGAAUCAAUGGCUUUAUCUUUGAAAUCACUGGAAACUGCAGUUGUAAAGCAAGUAGAAGAAAUACAUAAUGAGGUUGAAUUUGAGUGGCUUAGGCAGUUUUGGUUUCAAGGCAAGCGGUAUUUGAAGUGCACUGAUUGGUGGCUUAAGCCUAUGGCUAAAUUGGAAGAAUUUUGGAGAAAAAUGGAGGUUAUGACAAGCCUCGUCCUCUCUGAAGUUGGAAAAGAGGAACAAAUUGAGGAACAAAGGAAUGAAACUCUCAGCUGCUUCUUGCUGGUUCUUACUGAGCGACAAAAGCUGCGUAAAGAAUGGACAGCAAGAGUUACCUUCAACUCGAGCAAUAAAAUCUGGGUGCUUUUUAGAGCAUUAAAUCUGGCGAGUGGAAAUUUGUCACAAUGUCUUUCAGGACCACCAGGUGUAUGUCAGAGAGUGGGAAGGUUGCUCUACAGAUGCCAGUCAGAAGCGGCAGAGAGCUUGCCAGAAGACCAGAAACCAGAAUGCCAUCCCUUCUGGACAGAUGAUGAAUGUAAUAUGCCUCUGCCAUAUGAUCUUGAAGAAGUAAUUGCUAAUCUACAAAAUCUUGUUCAGUCGGUGGAAUAACAAGUGACCUUCCAGCCUGGAAUUAUUGAUGCUCAUCAUUUGGAGAGAAGCCUUUUAGUUUAACAUAAAUCUUUUCAGCUUUAUGAUUCCUUGAUCAUGUGUUAUUUUAUGUGUCAAUGCAGAUUUUACUGGUCUUCACACAGUACCUUUGUUACUGUCUCAUUAUAAAAAAGACCAGGCCCCAAAUCUACAGAAACAGGUGGCUUUUAAGACCUGAAGUCCAGAACACCAGCCUCAUUUAUUUCCUCCUCCACUCUAAUUCCCAUUGACCCUACAGCCCAUGGAUAUCUGUGUUUCCACAAGUUCCCUUGGCAUCUAAAUUUCAGCUUCCAGGGAUGCCAAGAACUGCCUCUGGCUCGGCAGGUUUGAGCAACACAAGGCAUAGCUCACACCUCUGACAAACCAGAAUCCACGAUCUGGGCCUCCUAAUGAGAGGCCAGCUUGGGGUGAGCCUGCUGGACAUCUUUAGAAUAGAGCUGUGACUUCUUUAUCCACUAACAUAGACAGAGGUGGAGGAGAUGGCGGAGAAAGUCCUUUAUGCAAUGGCUCCUUGUUAGAGCAUUUUUUCAGAUGAGGAACUCUGAAGGAGCAUCCUGACAUAGAUCCCAAGACCUUCUUGCUGUUUUUCAUCAUGGCAAUUGAGUAGUACUGGGAGAGAUUUCCGAUGUGAAUCUACACCUCCUGGGCUCCCUGGAACUCCAAAUUCGGUUCCUAACUAUCACUUUUUUUCUGCGUGCUGUGAAUCCUAUUCUGAGGGCAGGUUUCCCAGUGUAUUGUCUAAGGAGCUGAUGGACCUAAGUAAGGGUUUCCAUUUGGGGAGUCCUGACAGAUUAGAUUUAGGUUGUGUGAUACUGGGCAUUGCAGCAUCUCUGUUGAUCUAGUGAGAUUUAUGAGAACAAAACCAGAAGACUAUGAGAAAUGAAGCUGUUUGUCACCUGUUUUGUAGUAACAUGCUAUAAAAAGAACAGUUCGAUGGUGGAUGAUACAGGGCACUCCUGAAUGAGAGAGAGAUUUUUCAUUUGGUUAAGUUGCUAUUUUAACUCGAGCUGGUGUACGCCUUUGCCUUUGCCAUAAAAAAGCAGAAGAAAAUCAUAUUAUGGCGAAACAGCACUCAGUCUGUAUUACCACUACAAAAGAAACCAGUAAGACUCAGAGCUUGACGUUGCCACCAAGAAAUUAAUAUGCCUCCUGUGUUAAUCUUCUGUUUAAAAUCACUGUUGAGGCCAGGCUUACCCAGAGCAUACCGGUAUACUGUGUUGGCAAAGUGCUCUGUGUGCGGAUGAGGCUUGUACUGCCGAAAAUUGUACUUUUGACAGUAUAACAUAUGCCAGACCUCCCUGGAGCUAAAGAAGCUGUGCCAGCAAAAAUUCAGUUUUAGUGGUAUAAAACUGUGUCCGCACCUACCAGCUUUUGCCAGGACAAUUAUAUCAAGUGGAGCUUGUACCUCUUAACAUCUUUGACAUAGCUAUGCCAGCAAAAGUAUGAAGACCUGCAUCAAGCAUUUUCACUGUAGUCCUGGACUUCUGCAAAAACUGUUAGCCACCCUGUAGAAUGUAAAGACUCUCUGAAGAAUAAAUUAUUAUUUAAAGUAGGUUUGAUUACAUUAUAUACUUGAUCCAUACAUUCAUCUGUUGUCUCUUGUGCCACAGAUUUCUUAACAUUUUGAAAUACUAUGUUAUGGGCAUAGCUUUUUCUUUCCUGCGCUAGCUAAAGCUGGCUUUACCAGUGGGCAAAUAGCAUAUAUUUGGAUUAAUGCCACACUAAAUACUGUUUACUUUGGAGAUCACUUAGAGAAGAGCUAGCUGAAGAUGUGGGAAUUCUGCUUUUGAAAAGGCAGUUCUCACAGAAACAGAUAUUACUUUGGAAAUGAGCAAGAUGAAUUCAAACAAGCUAAUGAUGUAACAGUGUUAACACAGCGUUUGAGGGGAUUGUUUGUUUGUUUAUGCUGUUACUUUAUGAUUAUUUUGUGUUUAAUUAAGCGCUGCUAGAAACCGUGGGGAUCACAGUAUUGAAAUGAAUCUGACAGCCAUAAAGGGUAGAGAAGGCACACCAAUGUUGUGGUUUGCUGCUGAAGUGGAGGCAUAGCUAUUAAAAAAUGAUUGGCAAAUAAUUAUUCCAGCAGUACUGAAAAAAAACCCACUGGGUUUUGUCUUGUAUUAGGAGACUGCUGGCAGCAAUGAUAGAAUUUUUAAAAAUACAUGAUUCCAGGUCUUGUCUAUGCUGAAGAUUUAAGCUAGUGAAUUAGCUGAACUAGUACUAGCCUCCUUGCAGUCAGAUAGCACUCAUUUAAGCCAUGGAUGGCAAUGACUUAGACAAAUGAACACCUUUGGAAUGGAUAAGACCUAAGAUUCACUGGCAAAAUACCAAUAAUUAAGUGGUUAAAGAGGAUUAAUGCUCUGUGUUGCAUUCCAGUCUCACGUCAUCUAAAGCAGUGUAACUUGAUUGAGUUCAGUUGAAAUACAGAAGUAUAAGAAGAUUUCUUAUCUCCAAAGCCCACAGGAGUUGAUAGCAAAGACAUGAGUAAGGUUGAUGGAACUGUUUGAAGCAUCUAGUAAUGCCAAAGGGUACCCCAAGAGGAGAACAUGGUUAAAGGUAAAUAUCUAUAAAAAACCUGAGAGAUCAAGCGUAAAUCAUUGCUGUGUUUGGAUUACAUACUAGAAGCAGACAACUACUUCAAAGUUUUCUUUAUUUUAUUCAAAUAGUUAUAAUUUAGCUCAUGUUGCAAUGAUACUUGAGCAAUCCAUUUAUAUUCCAGCAUUAGAUAACCCAUUUCCAUUUGGGAUGAGCUGAAAGACACAGCCUCUAAUGGAUGUUCUGUGUAUAGCAACUGUUUGCCAAGUCUGGAUGCUCUAGAGGCAGGAGGACCAAGGUCAGGUUUGUUCAGGGAAGAGGUGAGAGCAUAAGUUAGCUUCUAACAUUAGAUUUAGUGAUUCUUUUUAAAUGGUGAAGUUGACGACUUUGCUUACAUUUACUUUUCAUCAGCCAUGAAAGAAUUAAGGUAAAAUAGUUCACUUGCACGUGUGCAUCAGGCUAAAUGGAUUACAGAAGAUACAGAUCUGUUUGCCUGUCUGCACUUGCCUUUAGACAAUAUUCAUCAAUUUUACAAAAGCUACUGACUAAACAUGGAACCAAUACAAAUGAAAUGCUCGAGGCAAGGGCUUUCUUUAAAAAAUCUGAUACAGAGUUGGUUUUACACUGAUAGAAAGAAAGUGUUGGCAGAAAAUGAAAAACUUGCAUUGUUUCUGUAAUUUGGGGGAUGAAAGGUAAAGGCCGUUUUUAUGUAUUUGAUAGAAAACUGCUGUGUUAUGCAAUGUAAUUAGAAAUGUUUUUAUAAUGCUUUAUUCAUACCUCUGUAUAUGAAAAUACUUUAUCCUGUAGGUCCUUUCUUCUUUUUAAAAGGCUAUGUAAAUAAAAAAUAUUAAUCUCA